AUGGCAAUCUUACAUAACAAAGAGUCCUUGCCAAAUGGGAGUAAAAGAAGACUCAGAGCUGCCUCCCACUUAGCAACGUGUUGCAGGCAGAGCACGGCUGAAGCACCAUCAUUCACAUUCACACAGUGGUCUGGCGCCCAGCAGAAGUUCAGGUUUAUGUCGGCUACCGAAAGGCGAGCUCUGCAGAAGCUUCGCACCCAGAAGCUCUCACUCCCUCUUGCUAAUAUCAAUUACGGUGUGAUAGUGUUGUGUGCAAAGAUUCUGUCACCAUCACCAUGCAUAGCACUACAAGAAGCCUGGUGCCUUAGACGCAAUCGUGGGACAGACCGACUUAAGUUCAGAUUCGGCUUCCAGCUCGUAGCGCUUUCAGUGGACACCCUACAGUUUCUGCUCUUCUUAUACAUACAACAAUUAAACAAGGUUUCUCUGCGAACAUCUUUGAUUGGAGAAGAAUGGCCUAGUCCCAGAAACAGAUCUCAGUCUCCCGAGCUGACUGAAAAAUCCAGUUGUCAUAAUAAGAAUUGGAAUGAUUACAGUCACCAGGCUUUUAUCUACGAUCAUCUGUCAGAUCUCCUUGAACUGCUCUUAGAUCCAGAACAACUCACAGCAUCUUUUCAUUCGACCCAUACUAGUCUAGUCUCUCCAGAAGCUGUUGUAGCCCUUAGCUUUCUUAUUGAAGGCACUGUCAGUAGAGCCAAGAAGGUUUAUCCUCUACAUGAACUUGCCCUGUGGCAACCACUACAUGCAGAAAGUGGCUUCUCAAAGAUCUCUAAGACUUUUUCUUUCUACAAGCUGCAGUCGUGGUUGAGAGCCUGUUUGACUGGGAAUCCAUUUGGUCCAUCUGCUUGCCUCAAGUCUGAAAAAAAAUUGACUUGGGCUUACCAAGUUGAAGGUACAACCAAAAGAGCUAAGAUUGCCUGCAAUUCUCACACAGCCCCUAAAUGGCACCGCAUGGUGGUGAUGAGCCAGGUUUGCAAGCAGACAUUGGCCAAGAGCUCUGAUACUCUGGUUGGGGCACAUGUGAGAAUUCAUCGUUGCAAUGAAUCUUUUAUAUAUCUGCUCUCUCCCUUACGAUCUGUGACAAUUGAGAAGUGCAGGAAUAGCACCUUUGUCUUGGGCCCUGUGGAGACCUCUCUUCACCUCCAUGGCUGUGACAACGUUAAAGUCAUUGCUGUUUGCCAUCGCUUGUCCAUCUCUUCUACAACAGAUUGUGUCUUGCACCUUCUGACACCUUCAUGCCCACUUAUUCUCUCUGGGAAUCAGAGAGUAACUUUCGCACCCUUUCAUGCUCAUUACCCAAUGCUGGAGGACCACAUGGCCAGGACUGGUCUUGCUACAGUGCCCAACUAUUGGGAUAAUCCAAUGAUUGUAUGCAGAGAGAACAGCAGCAGUAUCUUCCGACUCUUACCGCCAUGUGAAUUCUAUGUAUUUAUUAUCCCCUUUGAAAUGGAAGGGGAUACAACAGAGAUACCUGGGGGUCUUCCACCUGCAUAUCAGAAAGCACUGGCUCAAAGAGAACAGAUGAUACAGAUCUGGCAGAAAACUGUGAAGGAGGCUCGUUUGACAAAGGAUCAAAGGAAGCAGUUCCAGAUACUUGUGGAAAACAAGUUUUAUGAAUGGUUGGUUAAUACAGGACAUCGCCAACAGCUGGACAGCCUUGUACCCCCUGCAGCAGGCUCCAAACAAUCAACAGGAUAGAACUCAGACACCAUGUCUUUGGGCUCUGAACAUGACACUGAGUGGAGGACAGAGCUGCCCCUCUGAAAACUGUCCUGUACACUUGCUGCUAAGAGACUUAGGCCCUUCUUUCUAUUUAAGACCUUGACUUCAUUUCUAUCCAAUGCUCAUUUGUCACUGUUGAGGUUAAAUUUUACUGAAGCUUCUGACUUUUAUAGAACAUUAGAAGACUCCUGAUUGUGAUGUCAAAAGGAAAAGUUGAUGAAGGCAUUCCUGCUAUGUCUAUGUUAAUAUUUAAGUGAUUAAAUAUAGAUUUUAAGUUUAUUUCAUAUUUUAAUUUUUAUGAUGAAAGGAUUUUAUCCUUUCAGAGUUAAAAAGAGUUCUGUAAUUCUUUGUAACUAUUUAAAAGGAAAUUACUACUCCUUUUUAAAAGUAAUUGGAAGGAAAGUAUAGUUUGUUGAUGUAUAAAUGAAACAGAUAGUUUUUAUACAAAGAUAUUUUAGACUGUAAAGUAUGAAACUUAAUGAAAUUAUGUAAAAAUCUUUAUUUUUCU
Messenger RNA from Perognathus longimembris pacificus (Pacific pocket mouse), 2230 nucleotides. RefSeq names its product TBCC domain-containing protein 1-like. Bases 1 to 1698 code for a protein of 565 amino acids. The transcript has 2 exons. The record is from RefSeq and is a predicted model, not a curated record. Gene Ontology annotation, biological process: maintenance of centrosome location; maintenance of Golgi location. Lineage: Eukaryota; Metazoa; Chordata; Mammalia; Rodentia; Heteromyidae. Gene Ontology annotation, cellular component: spindle pole centrosome.